Messenger RNA from Lachancea mirantina, 2202 nucleotides. The record is from the annotation of a GenBank genome assembly. NCBI's taxonomy places the organism in Eukaryota, Fungi, Ascomycota, Saccharomycetes, Saccharomycetales, Saccharomycetaceae.
AUGAUCCCCACCACCGAGGACUACGUCCCGCUUGUCGCGUCGAUCGACGUCGGAACCACCUCUUCCCGCGUGAUCCUGUUCAACAAGCUCGGCCAGGAAGUGUCCAAGCACCAAAUCGAGUACUCGACUUCCGCGUCACGUGACAAGUGCUCCGCGUUUGCCAAGCGCCGCUUCAGCGUCGACGAAGCCGCCGCGGCAGUAGCGGCGCGCUCCGCGGCGCGCCGCACCUCCGCGGCCGGGUGCCCGAGCCCGCCCGCCAGCGCAAAGGCCCGGAAGCCGCAGGCCGCCGUGGCCCCUGUUUCGCCCGAGGCUAGCCCCGGGCUCGGCCCCGAACCGGCCGUCAAGAUGUCGCGCCAUGGCAGCGUCGCCCCGGCAACGCCUCCGGACUACCGCCGCCCCAGCCAGCCCAUCUUCUCGGCCGAGGGCAUCGCCAUCGAGGCCAACGAGUACCUCGAGAUCGAGGAUCUCGCCGGCGACCAGACGCCCACGCUCACGUUCCCCAAGCCGGGCUGGGUCGAGUGUAAGCCGCUCAACAUCCUGACCAACGUGGUGCAGUGUUUUGCCGCCAACGUGAUCUCGCUCAACCACCUCAACGCCGAGCGCGCCGCGUACGGGCUGGCGCCCUACAAAGUCACGUGCCUCGGCAUCGCCAGCAUGCGCGAGACCACGCUCGUGUGGUCGCGCCGCACCGGCCGGCCCAUUGUCGACUACGGCAUUGUGUGGAACGAUGUGCGCACCGCGCACAUCGUCCAGGCCAAGCGUCGGCAAACCUCGCCCGAGCACCAGGAGCGUCUGCGCGCCAAAACCGGGCUCCCCGUGCACUCCACCUAUUUCUCGUGCUCCAAGCUGCGCUGGCUGCUCGACAACGAGCCCGCUGUGCGCCGCGCCUACGACUCUGGCGACCUCAUGUUCGGCACCGUCGACACCUGGCUCAUCUACCACCUCACCGCGCGCCACGCGUUCGUGUCUGACGUCACCAACGCGUCGCGCACCGGGUUCAUGAACCUGGACACCCUCGACUACGACAACGAGCUGCUGGAGUACUGGGACGUGCAACGUGACAAGAUCGCGCUACCCCGCAUUGUGUCCUCCGCCGAGUACUACGGCGACUUCUGCGUCCCGCAGUGCGUGCGCGAGAGCAUCACCCCACUCGCGUGGGAUCUGCUCUCGGACUUUUUAGCCGCGCGCGCGCAGCCGCUGCCGAUCCAGGGGUGUCUGGGCGACCAGAGCGCGUCGCUGGUGGGCCAGCUGGCGUUCAAGCCCGGGGCGGCUAAAUGCACGUACGGCACGGGCUGUUUCCUGCUCUACAACACGGGCACGCGCAAGCUGAUCUCGAACCACGGCGCGCUCACGACGUUCGGGUACUGGUUCCCGUACCUCGAGGAUGAGGAGCACGCGCAGCCGCACUUCGCGCUGGAGGGCUCGGUCGCCGUCGCAGGCGCGGUGGUGCAAUGGCUGCGCGACAACCUGCGGCUGAUCCCCAAGGCGGAAGACGUGGGCCCGCUCGCGUCGCGUGUCGCGGACUCGGGCGGCGUCGUGUUUGUGCCUGCGUUCAGCGGGCUCUUCGCGCCGUACUGGGACCCAGACGCGCGCGCGACGAUCAUGGGCAUGUCGCAACAUACGACGGCGUCGCACAUCGCACGUGCCGCCGUCGAGGGCGUGUGUUUCCAGGCACGUGCGAUUCUGCGCGCCAUGAGCAGCGACGCGGUGCGUGGCGGGUCGGAGACGACCGGCGGCGGGGCAGGAGCGGACGCGGCGGCGUCAGCGUACGAGAACAGUCCGCUGUCGACGCUGGCGGUGGACGGAGGGAUGUCGCGGUCGUCCGAAGUGAUGCAGAUCCAGGCGGACAUUCUGGGCCCGUGCGUCAAGGUCCGGACCGCGCCCAACUCCGAGUGCACGGCACUCGGAGCGGCGAUUGCCGCGUCGCUCGCGUUUAAGAACAAGGAAGACCGCCCGCUGUGGAAGGAUCUGCGCGACGUGAAGCGGUGGGUGAUGUACGGCGGACACGAACCGGGCGCGGCGAAAAAGAGCAACGGAGUCGACGCGUUCGAGUCGCACGUGCGGAUCUACCGGUCUCAGUCGAAGGAUGAGGACCGCAGGCGCAAGUGGCGGCUGUGGGAGCUUGCCAUCGAGCGGUCGCGCGGAUGGAUGCGCGAUGUGCAGGCCGAGGAAGAAAAAUUUGCCAACGGCAAAAGGGCGUGA